Messenger RNA from Sceloporus undulatus (fence lizard), 766 nucleotides. Its product is annotated as gap junction beta-4 protein-like. The transcript is spliced from 2 exons. Gene Ontology annotation, biological process: cell communication. The record is from RefSeq and is a predicted model, not a curated record. The annotation marks the transcript as partial. NCBI's taxonomy places the organism in Eukaryota, Metazoa, Chordata, Lepidosauria, Squamata, Phrynosomatidae. Gene Ontology annotation, cellular component: connexin complex.
AUGAACUGGUCCUCAUACCAAGAACUCCUGAGUGGCGUGAACAAGUACUCCACAGUGUUGGGGCGUGUGUGGCUCACUGUGAUCUUCGUCUUCCGUUUCCUUGUCUAUGUGGUGGCAGCUGAGGACGUCUGGUCUGAUGACCAACAUGACUUUGUGUGUAACACACUUCAGCCUGGCUGCACCAAGAGCUGCUACAACCAAUUCUUCCCCAUCUCCCACAUACGUCUCUGGGCCCUCCAGCUUAUCCUUGUGACCUGCCCUUCCCUUCUGGUUCUCAUGCAUGUGGCCUAUCGGGAAGCGAAGCAGCAGAGGCACAUUGAAGAAGCAGGAGAACACUGCCAGCUGCUCUACUCCAACCUCAGUAAGAGACAUGGAGGCCUCUGGUGGACCUACCUCCUCAGCAUCUUCAUCAAGGUGGCCGUAGAUCUCACCUUCCUCUAUAUCUUCCACUGCCUCUACCCCAACUUCAACCUCCCAUCAAUGGUGCAGUGUGCUGCAUACCCCUGUCCCAAUAUAGUCACCUGCUUCGUUGCUAAGACAACAGAAAAGAAGAUCUUUUCAUAUUUCAUGGUGGCAGCUGCUGUCUUCUGUGUCAUUCUCAAUAUCUGUGAAAUGGCCUACAUAGUAGUCAAGAAAUGCACCAAGCUUGCGGUCUCCAAGAAGCCAAUAGACGUGUUUGAAACAGAAGCGCACAUCUCCAUUCAGGAGAGAAGGCCGGUUGCCCGGGGGCUGAGAGCCAAUGGUGCCGACCUGCUCUAUCGGACAC